Messenger RNA from Phalacrocorax carbo (great cormorant), 5127 nucleotides. The record is from RefSeq and is a predicted model, not a curated record. Lineage: Eukaryota; Metazoa; Chordata; Aves; Suliformes; Phalacrocoracidae.
UGGCUGCCGCUCCUGAGGCGAUGUCGGCCUAUUACGGUGCGGCUACGGCCCCGGCCCAGGCCCCGACCUCGGCGCUGGUGGGGAAGGGGAGGACGAUGGCGGCGGAUGGCGGGGCGGUGCGGCGGCGCGGCGGCCCGCGGCGCUCGGCAGCGGCCACAGUGCUGCCUGCUUGGCGGCUGCACUGCGAGGGCGGCCGGCAGCGCUGGCGGUACCUGGCCGAUGACGACGAGGCAGACGGCGAGCGGCGGGCGCAGACGGCGCUGGAGCUGCACAGCCUCGGCCUGGACACGGACGAAGUGCUGCGGCCCUCGCCGCCGAGCGACACGGCCCGGGAGGCCUCCUGCCAGGGCAUGCGGUUCUACGCCGGCCUGCAGGCCGAGGACGGGCACUGGGCAGGCGACUAUGGCGGGCCCCUCUUCCUCCUGCCAGGGCUCCUCAUCACGUGCCACACUGCCAGGAUCCAGCUGCCAGAGGGAUUUCGGAAAGAGAUGGUGCGCUACCUGCGCUCUGUGCAGCUCCCAGAUGGAGGCUGGGGUUUGCAUGUGGAAGACAAAUCAACAGUGUUUGGCACAGCACUCAACUACAUAGCCCUGAGGAUCCUGGGGCUCGGACCAGAUGACCCUGACGUUGUGAGGGCCCGUGUCAACCUGCACAGCAAAGGAGGUGCUGUGGGAAUCCCUUCUUGGGGGAAGUUUUGGCUGGCUGUCUUGAACGUUUAUAGCUGGGAGGGAAUGAACACGCUUCUCCCAGAGAUGUGGCUGCUUCCUACAUGGUUCCCAGCCCACCCGUCCCGGCUCUGGUGUCACUGCCGCCAGGUUUACCUCCCCAUGAGCUACUGUUACGCCAGGCGUCUGUCAGCAGAAGAGGAUGAGCUCAUACGGAGCUUGCGGCAGGAGCUGUACGUGCAAGACUACACCACCAUAGACUGGCCAGCCCAGAGGAACAAUGUGGCUGACUGCGAUGUGUACACCCCACACAGUUGGCUGCUGGGGGUUGCCUACUCCAUCAUGAAUGUGUAUGAAGCCCACCACAGCACCCACCUGAGGCAACGAGCCAUUGCAGAGCUGUAUGACCACAUCAAAGCAGAUGACAGAUUCACCAAGUGCAUCAGCAUUGGGCCGAUUUCCAAGACGAUCAACAUGCUGGUUCGCUGGUUUGUGGAUGGGAAGAACUCCCCAGCUUUUCAGGAGCAUGUUUCCAGGAUCCCUGACUAUCUCUGGCUGGGCGUUGACGGCAUGAAGAUGCAGGGCACAAAUGGAUCCCAGCUCUGGGAUACUGCCUUUGCCAUCCAAGCCUUCUUGGAGGCAGAAGCCCAGAAAAUGCCUGAAUUCUCUUCCUGCCUACAAAAUGCCUAUGAGUUCCUCCGGUUCACCCAGAUCCCAGAGAACCCAUCCGACUACCAGAAAUAUUAUCGCCAUAUGAACAAGGGUGGCUUCCCCUUCAGCACCCGAGACUGUGGCUGGAUCGUGGCAGACUGCACAGCAGAGGGACUGAAAUCAGUUAUGCUGCUGCAGGAGAAGUGUCCCUUCAUACCCAAGCUUGUCCCUCCUGAGUGCCUCUUCGAUGCUGUGAAUGUGUUGCUGAGCAUGAGGAACUCAGAUGGAGGCUUUGCCACAUAUGAAACCAAGCGAGGAGGCCACUUACUGGAGCUGCUGAAUCCCGCAGAGGUGUUUGGCGACAUCAUGAUCGACUACACCUAUGUGGAGUGCACAUCAGCUGUCAUGCAGGCACUGAGACACUUCCAUGACAAGUUCCCUGAGCACAGAGCCCCAGAGAUCAGAGAGACUCUGCAGAAGGGCCUGGAUUUCUGUCGCAAGAAGCAGCAAGCCAAUGGGUCAUGGGAAGGGAGCUGGGGGGUUUGUUUCACCUAUGGCACCUGGUUUGGCCUGGAGGCAUUCGCCAGUAUGCAGCACACGUACCACAAUGGGGUUGCAUGCCGAGAGGUGGCCCAGGCCUGCCAGUUCCUCCUCUCCAAGCAGAUGGCAGAUGGUGGGUGGGGAGAGAACUUCGAGUCAUGCGAGCAGCGCACGUACGUGCAAAGUGCCACAUCGCAGAUCCACAACACAUGUUGGGCCCUGCUGGGGCUCAUGGCUGUCAGGUACCCUGACAUCAGUGUACUGGAAAGGGGCAUCAAAGUGUUGAUCGAUAAGCAGCUGCCUAAUGGGGACUGGCCUCAGGAGAAUAUUGCUGGGGUAUUCAACAAGUCGUGUGCCAUAAGUUACACUGCAUACCGCAAUGUCUUCCCCAUCUGGACUCUAGGGCGUUUCUGCCGGCUGCAUCCCAACAGCCCUCUUGCUGGGCAACUGCAAUCCAGAUCCUUGGCUGGGGCAGGAAAGACCACGCAGGAGGCCUUGUCUGCCUGAACCCAGGCCAUUGCAGAGGCCAUAGCCUCUGACUUGUCUUAGAUAUCAGCUGCUGCAUGGGACCAUGGGGGUGUUUCCUGCAUAGGAUAUCUAAGUGCUGAUCCUAACACAUGGACCACUGCUUCUGCCCCUGCUGCUGUGGUGCUGCAGAGCCUCUACUUUUUCUGUUGAACCUCUUCUAAAAAUCCACUUUUAAAGGUUUUUCCCAGGUAUAUCCUCUCUCACAGGACAGGGAGUGAAGUGCCUUUUCAGAUGAGUUUGGUUAUCUAGACAGACUCUCUCUCAUCCUGGGUAGAGCAAGGCUGCCUUUAUCUUCUCCUCAUGCUGUCCAGGUUGGCUAUCUGCAGCAAGAGUGUGGGAUCUGGGGCUCCCCUGUGCCCAGCAUCGUGAUGGGGUUCACUGCACAAUCCCUGUUGAGGCUUCUGUGCUGUGGGUGCCAGUGACUGUCUUUGAAGUGCUUUCUGCUCUGGAGCCUGUGCUGGGAGGGGAAGGUCUCCUGUCCUCCCUGGACAGAUGGGAAAGAGGAGUGCUUUGCUCAGUUUUCUUAGCAUUCUGUUCCCCAGCUAGUGGCACCUGGCUUCCCAGAGCCUCACAGGUGAAGUCACCAGCAUCAUUCCCCCUUUGAAAAAGGGGAAACUGAAGUAGAAGUCACUGAGGUGGUGAACGUCAGGGCACAGCCUGGAUCCCUGGGCUCCAGCCUUCCCCUAGCACAGCAGGUGCCUCAGUUCAGGCUAUGGUGCAGUUGGGCAUUCACAUUUUGUUGUCAGAGUUGGAAGUUAUGUUGACUGACAGGUUAAUAAAUUGCCAAUGGUGUUGCAAGUGGAAUUUAAAUGUGUGUUGGUCUCUGUAUGGUUUACCCCAGUGUGUGCCCUAAGCAGAGGGGAGCUUGCACAGCAGUGUCCUGUAACCUGGCUUGGGUUACCUGUCCCCGGUGAUAUGGGCAGCAUCUGCACCUAAAAGCAAGCCAUUCUUGGAGCCUGUGCCUGCUUCACCUCCUCCAAUGCCUUUGGCCCCAGAAAAAUAUAUUCAAGGAGGCAGCUGACUAAAGGGGAAUGACAACUUCCCACCACCUGCUGUGUACACUCAUGUGAAUAUGCCCAGUGUGCAGUUGGCUGCACCCUCUUGGAUUCGUUGCCCUUCAGGAUCCCUGGUCCAUUUUUGCAAAGCAGUUCUCCAGCCACUUGGCUGGCCUGUGUUCCUGUGUGUCGUUAUUCCAUUCUAGGGGCAAAAUACUGUAUUUGCCUGGGUCUAACUUAACAGAAGAACCAGAGAGUCAUAGACCUUCCUGUUCAACUAAUUUCUCCAGCCUCUGAGAAGCGGCUUUGCUCUGUACCAUCCCCCUUACCUGCCCAGAGUGGUAGGGUCUGCAGGCUUGCUGAGCAUGCACUCAAUCCUCUUGCCCAAGUUGUUAGCUAGAAAAGUUUAUUUAAGCAAACUGAACUCUGCCUGUUUUGACAGCCCUGUUUGCCUUUUUCAGGUUCUAGACUCCUUUACAGCUGUCUGUGAUACUAUGUGCUUAAAGCACCUCCAUAUUCCCUAUUACAAGAAGGAAGAGGGUUUUGAUUUUGUUUUGUUUUUAAAUUGUUGUAUGGGAACUUGACAAAAGCAGUGUCCUUUCAACAUGUUAUUGUAAGUUUGGUUUUAUUCUUUUGUUGGAUACAGUUUCUUGGUACCUCAUGCUCCAAGCAACAUAGUGUCCCCAGGAGCGCUGCAGAGAAGAAGCUGUUUUAUCACUGAAAUCCCAUUUUCAUUAUAAACAUUUUGGCUGGUAAAGGGCCAGAGAUUUGUGAUGUUAGGUACCAGUUAGCUGCAUUUAUGACUGUAUGGAUUCUUUUGUUUGAAUACGAUCAGGCUCCAUAGACUUAUGCACAUCUAGCCAGAGCAGCAAGUCUCGAACAAGUUCAGAGUUGGCUGGGAGUUUAUCAUCCCCCAGUCACUGUCUUCCAACACAGGACUCCAGGGCUCCCAGGGCCCAUCAUGGGUGUUAAAGACAAAGGCAAAAGAAGGCAUUAAAUGUCUCUGCUUUGUCUACAUCCCUAUUUGUGAGGUGACCAACCUCAUCAAGCAACAGACCAAUGUUACAGUGUCAGGGAUGAGGACAGUUACUUGGGCUCCAGGAAGCAUGGUGUCAAACCCUGCUCCCCAGAAGUGCUAUCUGGCCAGGCUGAUCUGCUUUCCUUGGACAGAUCUCAAAAGACAAAGAGGUGCUUAAUUCUCGUGGGGUUCACAAGUCAUCUGGAUCCUCAAAUACAUGUGGAGCUUUGGACCUAGUUUCUGCUCUACACUUGAAUCCUUCUUGAAGUAGGAUUUAAUAGCACUUUCUUCUCCCCAAGUUUAUCAAGACAGACAAGAGAGGCAAAGACCAAAAAAGUCACCAUGACAAUCCAGUUGUUUGAUACUUAAGUAAUACUUUUCACAUACUCGUACUCAAAUAGUACUUUUUUCAUGCUGUCAUUGGGGUUUUUUUGCAUGUGGAGUUAGCUUGCAGUUUUUUCUUUUCAUACGGCUGCUCUAGUUGGCCUUGAACCAGUUUCCAAAAUAGUGCUGAUUAGUUUUUAAAAAAGAGAGUUUUUCUACCAGCAGUUAGGAAGCUGGACUUGUUGCUUUUUCAGCAAAGUGACCAGAUCUUUGCCACAAACAAAACCAACAUAUCUUGCUCUAAAACUCAAUUUGGUUUCUAUGUUGAGUACAAGACUGUGAUUAUGAUUCCUAAAUAGAGUGUGAAAGCUGUUUCCUAUGCUGGGAUAAAGGCCAUUUUAAUGGA